Tupaia belangeri chinensis (Chinese tree shrew) is the source of this 470-nucleotide messenger RNA. RefSeq names its product hes family bHLH transcription factor 5 (gene HES5). Gene Ontology annotation, biological process: regulation of DNA-templated transcription. Gene Ontology annotation, molecular function: protein dimerization activity; DNA binding. The record is from RefSeq and is a predicted model, not a curated record. Lineage: Eukaryota; Metazoa; Chordata; Mammalia; Scandentia; Tupaiidae. The transcript is spliced from 4 exons. Bases 69 to 470 code for a protein of 133 amino acids.
GCCCCGUCCGCGCCCGCUCCGCUCGCCUCGCCUCUCUUCCUCGCCGCCUCACCUCUUCCGCGCCAGACAUGGCCCCCAGCACUGUGGCCGUGGAGCUGCUCAGCCCCAAAGAGAAAAAUCGACUGCGCAAGCCGGUGGUGGAGAAGAUGCGCCGGGACCGCAUCAAUAGCAGCAUCGAGCAGCUGAAGCUGUUGCUGGAGCAGGAGUUCGCGCGGCAUCAGCCCAACUCCAAGCUGGAGAAGGCUGACAUUCUGGAGAUGGCCGUCAGCUACCUGAAACACAGCAAAGCCUUCGCCGCCGCCGCUGGCCCCAAGAACCUGCACCAGGACUACAGCGAAGGCUACUCGUGGUGCCUGCAGGAGGCGGUGCAGUUUCUGACGCUGCAUGCUGCCAGCGACACGCAGAUGAAGCUACUUUACCACUUUCAGCGGCCGGCGGCUGCACCCACUGCACCCUCCAAGGACAAGUGA